AUGAGUGCUCUGUCUGAAGCAAAUGGCACCUUUGCCAUUCAGCUAUUGAAGAUGCUAUGUGAAAGCAACCCUUCUCAAAAUGUAUGUUAUUCUCCUGUAAGCAUCUCCUCUGCUCUAGCUAUGGUCUUCUUGGGUGCAAAGGGACAGACAGAAGUCCAGAUAUCUCAGGCACUUGGUUUGAACAAGAUGAAAGACAUCCAUCGGGGCUUCCGGUUGCUUCUCAGGAAGCUGAACAAGCCAGACAGAAAUUACUCCCUUAGAGUGGCCAACAGGCUCUUUGCAGACAAAACUUCUGAAGUCCUCUCACCCUUUAAGGAGUCUUCUCUUCGCUUCUAUGACUCAGAGAUGGAGCAGCUCUCCUUUGCUGAAGCUACAGAGGAGUCCAGGCAACACAUAAACACCUGGGUCUCCAAACAGACUGAAGGCUAAAUUCCAGAGUUGUUGUCACACGACUCAGUUAGUUCAAAGACCAGGCUGGUUCUCGUCAAUGCCUUGUAUUUCAAAGGGAUGUGGGCUCAACAUUUUUGCAAAGAAUCUACCAGGGAAAUGCCAUUUAAAAUAAACAAGGAUGAGAAAAAGCCAGUGCAGAUGAUGCAUCAAAAAGGAAUGUUUAAGCUUGCCUAUGUAAAGGAGGUGUCAUCUCUGUUGUUAGAGAUUCCCUACCAGGGCAUGGAGCUGAGCAUGGUGGUCCUACUCCUAGAUAAGGGUGUAGACCUCAACAAGGUGGAAAACGAUCUCACUUUUGAAAAGUUAGCAGCCUGGACCAAACCAGACAUUAUGUGGGCCAAAGGGGUUAACAUUUUCCUUCCAAAAUUUAAACUCCAAGAGGAGUAUGAGAUGAACUCUGUGCUUCAGCGAUUGGGAAUGAUGGAUGUUUUUGAAGAGGCCAAGGCUGAUUUACCAGGAAUGUCUCCAGAGAAAAACCUGUGUCUGUCCAAGGUUGUUCACAAGAGUGUAGUGGAGGUCAAUGAGGAAGGCACAGAUGCUGCAGCGGCCUCUGCUGACAGCAUCAUUCCUUGUUGUUCUGGUGGCUCAUCACAGUUCCGUUCUGACCACCCCUUCCUUUUCUUCAUCAGGCACAACAAAACCAACAGUAUUCUGUUCUGUGGCAGGUUCUCAUCUCCAUAA
Molecule: messenger RNA, 1128 nt
Organism: Mastomys coucha (southern multimammate mouse)
Lineage: Eukaryota; Metazoa; Chordata; Mammalia; Rodentia; Muridae
Product: serpin B9-like
Exons: 7
Biological process (GO): negative regulation of endopeptidase activity
Cellular component (GO): cytoplasm
Molecular function (GO): serine-type endopeptidase inhibitor activity
Source: RefSeq, a predicted model, not a curated record